UAUUCGUAAUUGGAGAACAACUCUUCAAACAUAGCCUGCAACUACAGUCCCAUUCUGCAAUAACCAUUUGAAUGCACUGGCAUAUGGCGAAUGGGUUCAGAUUUUUCGUAUCUUCAGUAUGGCCUCAUUUUUGGCUGACGGACAGAGAGAGUCGGGGCAAGAAAAUGUUUAUAAGGCGGGUCGCCCUGGCUCUUUCUCAUCAGCGUUGAUCGUGCAGUGGCAAAGGAAGCAUCAACCUGAUAAGGCUUGCUGUCUUCAAUUACCAUCCUGUAAAAUCCUAAUUCAUUCUGUUUAUUUUAUGUUUACAGAAGUUAAAAACUAUAAUAAGAAUCAAGAUCAUUUAAACAUCAGCCAUGAAAACAGCUGUAGCUCUUUUGAUAACUCUCGUCGUGGUGGCCAAUGCUGCCCCGCAGUACCAAAGAGAGUACCCUAAACAAGGAGCUCCUUCCCUUUCGCAGGAGCAAUGGGCAUCUUUAAAUCCUGUUCAAUCUGAAAACAGUGAUCGUGAUGAGCUUGCGAAGCAGUGGGCUAGCUUCCUUGAGUACCUUCCAUGGCUGACAGGGCCUCCUGGACCUGUUGGACCUGCUGGACCACCAGGUUCCCCAGGUGGAGCUUCGAGCUAUGACCAACCCCAAUCUAUUGCUGGACCUCCUGGUCCGCCAGGACCUGUUGGCCCACAAGGCGAGAAGGGAGACACAGGUGCACCAGGUGUCAAUGGUGAACCUGGACCUCAAGGAAAUCCCGGUGCUGAUGGUGCUCCAGGUCCUCAAGGACCUACAGGGGAACCUGGCGCAGAUGGAGCCUCUGGAACCGCUGGAGCCCCUGGUACUCCGGGACAAAAGGGCGAAGCUGGAGCUAAUGGCGUAGAUGGAGCUCCUGGAGCACCAGGAACCCCGGGUAAAGAUGGGUAUCCUGGAGCACAAGGUCCUCAAGGACCUAAAGGGGAAACUGGUGCCCCUGGGAUCACACUUCCUUCUAAGAUUCCUGGACCCGCCGGCCCUCCUGGAUAUCCUGGUAAAGAUGGAGCUCCGGGAGCUGCUGGUGCUCCAGGAGGUGUUGGAACUGCCGGACCGCAGGGAUUGCAAGGACCUGCUGGCAAAGAUGGCGCUCCUGGUAGCCCUGGUAGUGUAGGCCCAAAAGGAGAGGCUGGAAACCCUGGUUAUAAUGGAGCUCCAGGAAAAGACGGACUUCCAGGCACUCCAAGCACACAACCUGGCCCCGUAGGACCACAAGGACCUGCUGGAUCCCCAGGCCCCAAUGGAGCUCCUGGAAAAGAUGGUUCCCCUGGUCCAGCUGGCCCUCCAGGCAAAGAUGGACUUGAUGGCGUUCCAGGAUCUCCAGGUUUACAAGGAGAGCAAGGCAAACCUGGGAAGGAUGGUUAUCCUGGCCCAACUGGUGCUCCUGGUACGCCUGGAGAUGUAGGACCUCAAGGUCUUCAAGGCCUACCAGGACCAGCUGGUGAAGCUGGCAAGACUGGCCCUGAAGGUCCAAUUGGGCCCGUUGGUCCUGUUGGAAGUGAAGGAAAACCUGGUCCGGCAGGCGAGCCUGGAACGCCAGGUCCACAAGGACCCGUAGGACCUACUGGGCCGGCUGGAGCAGAUGGUAAACCAGGCCAACCUGGAGUUACAGGACCCAUGGGCCCUGCAGGUCCACCAGGACCUAGUGCAAGUCAAACCGUAUACCCCAAACAGGAAUAUAAGAGCGCCGUUGUGCCUUAUAGCAUACCGGCUCCUAAAGACGAUUGGUACAGCAGCAAGUAAAUGUAAACAACUGCCUUUUUGCAUUUACAGUCUGGACGGUACGAAAUUGUGCAACAACAUGAUUUAUUUAACGUGAAAUAGCUAUUCAUCCAUGCAAACAAAAAUUGUAGGAUGUCAAAUUGCAUACCUUUGUAUUUUUGUAAAAUGUUAAUUAUUUAGCAUGUCAGUUGUAUACUGUAAAUCAAUCAAAAUGGAAAACAUACUAUACUGCAUCAAA
Messenger RNA from Daphnia carinata, 1977 nucleotides. Its product is annotated as collagen alpha-1(I) chain-like. Bases 354 to 1760 code for a protein of 468 amino acids. NCBI's taxonomy places the organism in Eukaryota, Metazoa, Arthropoda, Branchiopoda, Diplostraca, Daphniidae. The transcript has 5 exons. The record is from RefSeq and is a predicted model, not a curated record.